Acanthosepion pharaonis is the source of this 1089-nucleotide messenger RNA. The record is from the annotation of a GenBank genome assembly. NCBI's taxonomy places the organism in Eukaryota, Metazoa, Mollusca, Cephalopoda, Sepiida, Sepiidae.
AUGGAUAUCACGGGACCAUUGAUGAUUAGUACACAAAAACUGACAAGCCUUGCUUUUAAUCUCUAUGAUGGCAUGCACCGUCCAGACAAAGAUUUGUCCAACUCCCAACGACAAUAUGCUGUUCGGUCAUUACCCAAUGUGCUGCAUUUUGGCAGCUACAUGUUCUGUUUCCAUGGAAUUAUUAUUGGUCCACUAGCAUUUUAUGCUGACUACAUUCACUUUAUUAAUGGCGACUGGUAUAAACAGGAAGUCAUUGAUGGCAAGAUUGUCCAGGUACCACUAGAGAAUGUUCCUUCUCCAAAGGAAACCGUGACUAAAAAGUUGAUUGUCUCCCUUGUUUGCGCCAUUAUCCUUUUAACGAUGCCUUCAGUAAUGCCACCACAAAAAUUGUUAGAGCCUGAUUUUAUUGAACACACAAGUCUUCUCUGGAAGAUGCUUUACAUGACAGUUGCAGUCGCAUUUGUGCGUGAAAAAUAUUAUUUUGCCUGGGUCCUCACUGAAGCUGUGAAUAAUUCUGCUGGACUUGGAUUUAAUGGCUUUGAUGAAAAAGGAAAUGCCAAAUGGGACCUGUUAGAAAAUGUGAACAUUGCUGGUGUCGAGCAAGCAACCAGUCAAAAAGAAAUUAUUGACAAUUGGAAUAAGACAACAACUUACUGGCUUCGUCAUGUGAUAUAUGACAGAGUGAAACGAAUGCGAACAUUGUCUGUAUUUGCUAUCAGUGCCUUCUGGCAUGGUUUUUAUCCUGGUUACUAUGUAACUUUUGCAACAGGCGCUUUGUACACAAUUACAGCAAGACUGGUAAGGCGAAAUAUUCGACCAAUCUUUCUGAAGGCUAAUCUCCAUUUUCUUUAUGAUAUCAUCACCACAAUUGUCACCAGAGUUACCAAUUCCUACGGAGCACUGCCAUUUGUCUAUUUGGAAUUUAUGCCAGGAAUUAAAGCUUAUUUAUCUGUCUAUUGCUGGGUACAUGUGUGUUGCUUGAUAGUCAUUCUUCGAUAUUCUCUGUUUGCUGCACCCCGAAAGAUUGAAAAGGAUGAAACUACCGAGAAGACAAAUCCAGGAACUCCUCUAAAAGAAAAAGAGCAUUGA